AAAGUGAAAGAAGCGUAAGCCAUCCGCUGUGGAAGACAUUACCACUUAAUCCAAACUGUAUAGGGUCAGUCACAAUAAUCUUACCAUCCAUUCAUACCAACUCCGAAUCUCCAAACAUUCCUCAUGACACCACAAGCAGACGACGGUCUCGAUCUACCUGCAUCGCCAGAUGUUGAUGUUCUGGUCAUUGGAGGCGGCAACGCUGGAUUCUGCAGUGCCAUAUCGGCAGCAGAGUCUGGAGCCAAGCGUGUCCUACUCAUCGACGCGUGUCCUGAGAACUGGGCUGGAGGCAACUCAUACUUUACCGCGGGAGCUUUCAGAACUGUCUACCAUGGCUUGCAAGACCUACUUCCAAUUGUAAACAAUGUCGACGAGGCCACAGCGAAAAAGAUUGACAUGCAACCUUAUACGACGGCCGACUUCAAUGCCGACAUUGAUCGAAUCUGCAACGGUCGCUCAGAUCCAAAACUCGCCAAUCUUCUUAUCAACGAGUCCAACGACGCAGUCAAGUGGCUAGCCAAGAAUGGUGUCCGAUUCCAGCUCUCGUUCAACCGUCAAGCAUACGAAGUCGACGGUAGAUUCAAGUUCUGGGGCGGCAUGUCGCUCAAGACACAGGACGGCGGGAAAGGCCUCAUUCAAGAUCAUCUCAGGGCCGCCCGUGCACUCGGCAUUAAGGUCCUCUUCUCCACCCCAGCCAAGCGUCUCGUCCUCGACCACAAAACCGGUGCUGUCAGGUUUGUCGUAGUACAGGCGUCGAAUGGCCUGGAGCGGGAGAUCAGCACCGGGUCCGUCAUUUUAGCCGCUGGAGGUUUCGAAGCCAACCCGAGGAUGAGGGCGCAGUACCUGGGUCCCAACUGGGACAUUGCCAAAGUGCGUGGCACGCCGUACAAUACCGGCGCAGUCCUGGAAUUGGCCAUGCGCGAUGCCCACGCGAAGCAGGUCGGCAACUGGUCUGGCUGCCACUCUGUCGCAUGGGAUGCCAACGCUCCAGCUCAUGCAGGAGAUCGUCAAAUCUCAAAUGAAUUCACCAAAUCAGGAUAUCCACUUGGCUUGAUGCUUAACACUCACGGCGAGCGCUUUGUCGAUGAAGGCGUCGAUCUCCGCAACUAUACUUACGCCAUUUUCGGAAAAGCUAUUCUUGCACAACCCGAUAAUGCCGCCUUUCAGGUUUGGGACGCGCAAACCACCCCGUGGCUCCGUGAUGAGGAGUACCGUGACGAGCGUGUGGAGAGGAUUGUGGGCCAGACGAUUGAGGAGUUGGCGCGCAAGUGCGCCGAAAAAGGCCUCAGGAACCCGGACAAGUUUCUCGAAACCAUUCGGACCUAUAAUAAUGCUGUCGAAGCCUUCAGGGCUGAAAAUCCCGACCUCAAGUGGGAUCCACCUAUCAGAGACGGUCUGUCGACACAGUCCAGCAAGCAACGCCUUCCGCUUGCCAAGUCCAACUGGGCUUUGUCGCUCACUCAGGGUCCGUUUCUAGCGGUCAAGGUCACUUGCGGUGUCACGUUCACAUUUGGCGGUCUUGCGGUCGACCCAGAAACGGCUGGCGUCAUUUCAGCGGCAACCAACACUGUUGUCCCAGGCCUGUACUGCGCUGGAGAAAUGCUGGGAGGUCUAUUCUACGACAACUACCCAGGAGGCAGUGGUCUCACCUCUGGAGCUGUGUUUGGACGCCGGGCAGGAAAAGCAGCAGCAGAAAGGGCCAGCCAGAGUACUUUUCUUCCAGCAAGGUUGUAAUAUGUUGCUUACGAGAUGUGGUUGUAUCACGGAGGCAGUCAAUAGAGUAUCUGAAGCGGAUUCAACAAUAGAGCUAAACAAUGAAUCAACGUCUAGUCAUGUGUUUGCAAUAUUAAGUCAUAUUAUGGCUCCAUUUAUACCUGGUG
Eremomyces bilateralis CBS 781.70 is the source of this 1880-nucleotide messenger RNA. Its product is annotated as FAD/NAD(P)-binding domain-containing protein. The record is from RefSeq and is a predicted model, not a curated record. Lineage: Eukaryota; Fungi; Ascomycota; Dothideomycetes; Eremomycetales; Eremomycetaceae. The transcript has a single exon. The coding region runs from base 124 to 1734 and encodes 536 amino acids.